Molecule: messenger RNA, 4266 nt
Organism: Mizuhopecten yessoensis (Yesso scallop)
Lineage: Eukaryota; Metazoa; Mollusca; Bivalvia; Pectinida; Pectinidae
Exons: 9
Coding region: 128-3334 (1068 amino acids)
Source: RefSeq, a predicted model, not a curated record
CUUGACAACUACAUAACAGGUGCUCGAUCUGUAAACGGAUUCCGGUAGGCAAUGAUAGACGGAGCUCUUCUUACAUGAUGAUUUAGAAAAUUUAGCUAUACCUCUUGCUGUUUUAUCCAAAAGAAGAAUGGCCUUGAACAUAAAAGGGAUUCCCACGAUUUUCGGGGAGACAUUCGAGAAGAAUGUCACCUUCUGCGUUGACACAUCAGGAAGCAUGUUCAAAGGCCUGGGUGUGGUCAAGGAACACCUGGUGGAGACACUAUUAAAACAUGCAAGGAAGAGUCAGCCUACAUCAUUUAAUAUCAUAGAGUUUAAUUCAGAAGUGACACAGUGGGCUGACAAGAUGGUGAAGUGUAGUGCCGAAACAGUUGAAGUCGCUGCAGAAUGGGUGAAAAGACUAAGUGCGAAAACAGGAACCAAUACACUUGAUGCACUUCUGACUGCACUUGAGGAUCGUGGUUGUGAAUCCGUCUAUCUUGUAACUGAUGGUCUGCCGGAUCAACAUCCUGUAGACAUCCUAGACCAAGUCACCAACGCUGUGAGAGGACGUCCCAUCCACUGUAUCUAUCUGUGUGCGGAGGAUGCUAUGGACACAUCUGCAAUUGAGUUUUUGGAGGACUUGUCGGUGGAAUCUUACGGAUCUUUCCAUAUUGUCAGUCUAACACAACACGGCUGUGUGGAGCGUGUCACUCCAAUCUAUCGAGCAGAUCAUGCUCACGAGCGAAUCGUUAGAACCAUAAAUGGAACAUUACAUAACCAUGGAAAACAGUGCAGCGUGGCCACAACACUGAAAGUGGAUCCCGAAGAAUCCCUCGCUCUCACACCGCGAGUUUCCUCCUUCAAUUCAUAUCCAGGAUUUCCUGGUAACCCUUAUGGUCACCUUGCUUGGGGUCAUUGGUUCAUGCAGCCACAUCGUUAUUACUUUCCCAACGGAUGGAGUCAGUAUCGUCCCGCACGGGGAUGGCUGAAGUCACAGGAGUCAAUGAUGGAUCACAUUGAAAAUUCCGGUGUAUCUCCGGCCGCUGGAGCACUUUUAAUCAGCAAGAAAGUUCUGGCUCGUCGAAUUGACGAUGGAUAUUUCUAUCUCGGCAAGGUCAAGAGCCAGAUUUUGGGUGAUAAAUUUUUGGUAGCAUUUGGUCCCAGUAAGCCUGGGAAGUACAAGGAGACAACAUAUCAGGAUACAUUUGUGUACGACCUAGUAGAUUAUGAGGACGCUAAGCGUCAUACCAUCAACACCUCGGACAAAGUGCUGGCACCCUGGGAACCUCAAGGGGAGAGGUUUGGGCCUGGAGUCGUCAUAGAGGGACACGAAAAGAGAGGUUCCGAAGGUCCAGAUGACCAUCAGAUCACUGUCACAUUCUCCAAUGGGCGGACAGAGAAGAUUCCGUCAGACAUGGCACUGUGGGUUCCUGAAGAAGUAUAUGAACGACUUGUGCUGGAACUUAAGAUGCCACGAGAGGCAAGGGAGACUCUUCAAACCAACCCACACUACCCCCUGGAGAACCUCCCAGGUUACCCAACAUCUGGCCCCACUGCAGAGCCCCGUGUGUACGAACAGCCACACCCGGUGACCUUUGACAUGGACAGCACGGUGGGAAGCGUUACGUGGCAGUAUCCGUACACUCCAGGGUACCCCGUACAACUGAAACAGCGCACGGCGUCCGUCAAGUCUGCCGUCAGUAGCAAUGCCAUGAAUAUGCUUGUACCAGGCACAAACAUGACUCAGGGACAACUGGACGAAAAAGUUACAUCACAACUGAUGGAACAUAAGUUAAUUAUUGACGAAGGACAGAGAGACAGACAGUACGAAGAAAAAGCUGCGCGAGAGGAGAAAUCGUUAGAUGUGGAGAAGGUUGAAUAUAAUAAUGAGAAACAAUUAAUGGAGGACAGUGAAAAGGUUCUGAUCAAGGCUCAACAGAGGGAAAGAACAGAACAACAAAUGGCAGAGAGAAUUCAAGCAUUGGAGAGAGAGCUGGAAUUGGAACGACAGAAGGAGAAGGAUCUAGAGUUGAAAAAACAGAUGGAGGCAGAUGAGCUUGAGUUUGAAAGACAGAUGGAAAGAGAACGCUUACUGAGAAAACGUGAAAAACAAGAGGAGAAUCUACUUCGUAAAUCGGUAUCAUUUAAAGACGAUGUUAUGUUGGAGGAUCUUGACAGGCCAACUGAGGAAGAGGUCAGAGGUCAAAGAAAGGAGGAAAGACGAUCAGAGACAACUCCUCAGCCAACAGAGAAUUUAGAAUACAACUUCUUUGCUGGAGAAGACAACAGAUAUGCUGAAAAUAUUCCUGUGUGCCCUCCUCGUCGUCGUAGAGAAUCUCCAACCAGGCGUUCUCAUUCCCCACGCUCAAGAUCAAAAUCCCCACCAAGGAGAAACCGAUCUCCUGCCAGGGAUUUUAACAUGUUCUACCGCCGCCCAGGGUCAGGGAAGAGGAGCCAAAACAAGGCCCCAUGGGUAAAAUACUGGGGCAGUGAGUGUACCCCAGAGAUGAUUGGUCCUAACAGGCCGGGCCCAUUUAGGGAAACAGCCCUCCAAGCUCCAUUAGAGGCCAAAGACCACAGCAGAACACCACCAUAUAGUGUUGAAUGGGCAAAUUCUGCAUUUAAGUAUGUUGACCCACAAGCAAAACACUGUCAUACAUCAAGUGUCGAGAUGUUGAUGAAACCUGCAAAAUGCCAGAAUGGCAUGUUCCCUCCUCACCGCCCUUCCCAGCCCCAAGUCACACGCACAAUGUCCGCCGACGCCAAAGAGGCUGCCAGGACAGAGUUCAGGAGGAAGAAAGUUAUCCAGCGACAAGUCAACUGGAAUCAACGGCUAUAUCAACAAGACAGGAUGAAGGAGUUAAUGCAGGACAACCAUAGGGAGCGCAUCAUCGCUCAAAUGGACCACGAUCGGCAGCGUCAAGUGAACGAGGAACGGAUGGUUCAACAGUCAAGAGAAGCCAAGAAACAGAUCAGUGCAGAACUUAGGUCGAAACGCGAGCAAGUUAAACAGCAACAAGAAGAGCUGCGAAUUAAACGUAUCGCAGGAAUGAGAGAAAGACGAGAGAAGAGAGAGACCGAACAUUUUACAAGGGAACAGGAGAGUGUGACUAUAGCUGAACAGAGACAGCAAGUACGAGUUCAGCAUUCCCAGAAACGUUGGGAUGAACACCAGCAGCGCAUUCAAGUAGAAGAAACUCAAAAUAGGCAGCAAGCAACACAAGUCCUCAACGCUAAGGUGAAUCGGAUUGAACAUUUCAGGACUCUUGAGGACGAAGGACAACGAAGAAAAGAUUUGCGCAUAGGCGUCACUGAUCAACACCUAGCAAACUAUCGUUCACAGGUUUUGCCGUGAGGCUUAGCUUAUUUCGGUUUUAUUGUUAAAUUUUAUAUAGUUAUGUAAUUUUUGCAACUUUAGAAUUCUUGUAGCAAAAGCGAAUCUGCUGCUUGCUCAAUUAUCAACAGGAGAAAUGUUUUUUGAAUUGUUGUUAGAUUGGUGAUGGUGAAGCUAAACUUUCUGAAUUUUCCUUAAACGUUUUUAACAUCCCGCUCUCUAUAAUUUGCUAGUCAACAUUUUAUUUCAUGUAUGUAUGGACCAAUUUCAUUGUGCUUGAACUUUGAUAGGGGUACCAGUAACAGUAUUCUGUAAAAAAUAGUUUGUUUGUACAUAUCAGCGAAAUAAAUGCUUUAUGUAGGGAUAAACUACACAAGUAGUUUUUAUACAGUGCGUACUUGGAAACAAUUACUGCAGUUGAAUUUUCGCCUUUUUCACCCUUGGAAAUGAGGGCAAGUUUAUCAUUACAGUGAAUUUCCGCAACUAUCAUAAUACACAUAAUGGGACUAUGUAGAUGUGAGGGGUGAAACCAACUCUGAGCGAAUAUUGAUUUUAUCGGCGAAAAUUUGACUGAACGAAAGUUUCCUGGUAUACAGAAUUUUAAACAGUGCUUGUAUGAAAAUACUUAACUGAUAUGUGGAAUUUUAUUUUUCAGAAAUAGAUUUCAGACGAUUUUUUUUAAUUUUUAUCAAUGAAGUUACAGUGAUCAUUGCCACAUUCGAGUCAAACAUACUAGUGUCAAAGUGAUGUAGUACAGAUUUAUCCUGAGAGGAUUAGAUCAAAAUAAUUUCAUUUUAUUCUUCAAUGGAACCCUUUACCUUUAAACUUCUUGGUGUUUUGUUGGUUCAGUAAUUCAAAAGACAGAUUUUAUCUAAUUAUUUUUUAUAUUGUAAUAUAAUGAGCCAAUACAAAUAUCAAAAAUGAUAAGAAGUCUUUUCCGGAGAAACACAUAU